Messenger RNA from Colletotrichum higginsianum IMI 349063, 1713 nucleotides. RefSeq names its product Major facilitator superfamily transporter. The transcript is spliced from 3 exons. Bases 1 to 1713 code for a protein of 570 amino acids. Lineage: Eukaryota; Fungi; Ascomycota; Sordariomycetes; Glomerellales; Glomerellaceae. Gene Ontology annotation, molecular function: transmembrane transporter activity. Gene Ontology annotation, biological process: transmembrane transport. The record is from RefSeq and is a predicted model, not a curated record.
AUGGCCUCUGUCACGAGUACACUUGUAGCUCCCCGCGAGAGGGGUGAGAAGGGCGAGACAGACCGAGAGUCCAGCCCUACACCUUCGCCGUCGAUUCUCGAUGAAGCUGUCGAGAAGAAGGAGAAGGCUGGCAUUGCUACCGAUGAGGAAGCCGGCACAACACAACCCACGGAGGCGAAAGAGGCCGUCUAUCCCACCGGCAUUCGGCUAACCUUCAUCGUUGUCGCCCUCGUCCUCAGCAUCUUCCUCGUUGCUCUCGACAUGACCAUCGUCGCGACCGCUAUCCCCAAAAUCACGGACGAAUUCCGCGGCUUGGAUCAGGUCGCCUGGUACGGAUCCGCGUUUUUCAUGUGUGUUGCCGCCUUCCAGUCAACAUGGGGUAAGGCGUACAAGUACUUCCCGCUCAAGACGUCCUUCCUGCUCUCCAUCUUCAUCUUUGAAGUCGGCAGCCUCAUCUGCGGAGUGGCGCCCAACUCGGUCGCCCUCAUCGUCGGCCGUGCCAUCGCCGGCGUGGGUGCCGCGGGCAUCGGCUCCGGCGCCUACACCAUUAUUGGGUUCUCCGCUCCGCCGGACAAGCGACCUACCUUCACCGGCAUCAUCGGCGCCUCAUACGGCAUCGCCUCCGUCAUCGGUCCCCUCAUCGGCGGCGCCUUCACUGACCAUGUCAGCUGGCGUUGGUGCUUCUACAUCAACCUCCCCGUCGGCGGCAUCUCGGCCGCCAUCAUCCUCUUUUACUUCACCACCCCGCCCCAGGCCGUCCCCGUCAAGGCCAGCCUGCUCGAAAAGUUCCUGCAAAUGGACCUGAUCGGCACCGCCCUCAUCAUGGGCGCCACCAUCUCGUUCCUGCUCGCCCUGCAGUGGGGUGGCCAUACCCACCCCUGGAACUCCUCCACCGUCAUCGGCCUCUUCGUUGGCUUCUUUCUCAUCAUCAUCGCCUUCGUCGUUCUCGAGUGGUACCAGGGCGAGCGCUCAAUGAUCGCGCCGCGCCUCAUCAGCGACCGCACCGUCUACAUCUCGUCCAUCUACGCCUUCUUCUUCGCCGGUUCCUACUUCGUCCUGGUGUACUACCUGCCCAUCUAUUUCCAGUCCGUCGACAACGCUUCCCCGACCCAGUCUGGUGUUCGCAACCUCCCGCUCAUAAUCGCCGUAACCAUUGCCACCAUCGUCUCCGGCGUCUCCAUCUCCAAAACCGGCAUCUACACCCCGAUUCUCGUUGGUAGCGCCGUUGUCGCCACCGUCGGUGCCGGUCUUAUCUACACCCUCGAUAUCGGCACUGGAAGCGGCAAGUGGAUCGGGUACCAGAUCAUCGCCGGUCUGGGCUGGGGCGCCGGCUUCCAGGUCCCCAUCAUUGCUAUUCAGGGCACCGUCGGUGAAAGCGAUCUCGCCUCUGCCACCGCUGUUCUCCUCUUCUUCCAAACCGUUGGUGGAGCAUUCUACGUGGCCGCCGCCCAGUCGGGCUUCCUCGUCACGGUCCUCAAGAAAGUCACCGAGAACGUGCCGGGAAUCGACCCCGCCCUGGUAGCCAUCACCGGCGCCACCCAGAUCCGCAGCGCCUUCCCCGCCGAAUUUGUGCCCGGCGUCAUCCAGGCCUACAUGGAUGGUCUCAAGAUCGCCUUCGCUCUGGCCAUCGCCGGCGCCGGUGUCUCAGUUCUCGUCUCCCUCGGCUCGAGAUGGGGGAAGCUCAACACCCAGAACCUGACCGGCGCCGCUUGA